AUGGGAUGUAGCGGGCGGCUGCUGGGAGCCGCCGGGGGCCGCGGCGCCUCGCUGCUGCUCACCAUGAUCCUGUUCUUCACCUACUUCUUGUCCUGCCUGCCCGGGCCCUGCGAGCCGCUGCCGCCCGCGCUGCUGCCGCCGCCGCCGCCCGCUGCGCUGCCCGCGGGCCCGGGGGAGGCGGCGGCGGGCGCGGCGGGCGCGGGGGGCGGCAGCCGCCGCUUCCCCCAGGCCAUCAUCGUGGGCGUGAAGAAGGGCGGGACGCGGGCGCUGCUCGAGUUCCUGCGGGCGCACCCCGGGGUGCGGGCGGUGGGCGCCGAGCCCCACUUCUUCGACAGGUGCUACGAGAAGGGGCUGCGCUGGUACAGGAGCCUGAUGCCACGGACCCUGGAUGGACAGAUCACCAUGGAGAAGACGCCCAGCUACUUUGUGACCAAGGAGGCCCCGCGGCGCAUCCACAACAUGUCCCGGGACACGAAGCUGAUCGUGGUGGUGCGCGACCCCGUCACCCGCGCCAUCUCGGACUACACACAGACCCUGUCCAAAAACCCCUCCAUCCCCAGCUUCCAGGCCCUGGCCUUCAAAAACCUCAGCACGGGACUGAUCGACACCAGCUGGAGCGCGGUGCGGAUCGGCAUCUACGCCAAGCACCUGGAGAACUGGCUGCAGUUCUUCCCCCUCUCCAGGUUCCUGUUCGUCAGCGGGGAGAGGCUGGUCAGCGACCCCGCCGGGGAGAUGGGCCGUGUCCAGGACUUCCUGGGGCUCCACAGGCUGGUGACAGACAGACAUUUCUACUUUAACGAGACCAAGGGCUUUCCGUGCCUGAAGAAGCCCGAGGGGGGGAGCAAACCCCGGUGUCUGGGCAAGUCCAAGGGGCGGCCGCACCCCACCAUCGACGGGCAGGUGGUGCAGCGCCUGCGCGAGUUCUACAGACCCUUCAACAUGAAGUUCUACCAGAUGACAGGCCAGGAUUUUGGGUGGGACUGAGCCCAUCCCCAGGGCACG
Melospiza georgiana is the source of this 1002-nucleotide messenger RNA. RefSeq names its product heparan sulfate-glucosamine 3-sulfotransferase 6 (gene HS3ST6). Gene Ontology annotation, molecular function: [heparan sulfate]-glucosamine 3-sulfotransferase activity. The coding region runs from base 1 to 984 and encodes 327 amino acids. Lineage: Eukaryota; Metazoa; Chordata; Aves; Passeriformes; Passerellidae. The record is from RefSeq and is a predicted model, not a curated record. The transcript has 2 exons.